This is a messenger RNA of Trichosurus vulpecula (common brushtail), 1745 nucleotides long. It is a transcript of the gene GRPEL1, whose product is annotated as GrpE like 1, mitochondrial. The coding region runs from base 45 to 698 and encodes 217 amino acids. Gene Ontology annotation, cellular component: PAM complex, Tim23 associated import motor. The transcript is spliced from 4 exons. The record is from RefSeq and is a predicted model, not a curated record. Gene Ontology annotation, molecular function: protein homodimerization activity; protein-folding chaperone binding; adenyl-nucleotide exchange factor activity. Lineage: Eukaryota; Metazoa; Chordata; Mammalia; Diprotodontia; Phalangeridae. Gene Ontology annotation, biological process: protein import into mitochondrial matrix; protein folding.
AGUAUCGGCAGUAUCGGGGGCAAGUCGGGGCUGAGGGGGUGGCCAUGGCGGCGCAGUGCUCUGGUUUGGUGAGGCGGACUUUCCCGGCGAUCGCCCUCUCGCUCCGGACCUCUUCUAGGCUGCUCUGUACAGCAGCAAAACAGAAAAAUAAUGGCCAGAACUUAGAAGAUGACUCAAGUCAAAAUGAACAGAAGACAGACAGUACCGUUACAGAAAAGACACUAACUGAAGAGAAGGUCAAAUUAGAAGAACAGCUGAAAGAAACUUUGGAAAAGUACAAACGAGCCUUAGCAGAUACAGAGAAUUUACGGCGGCGGAACCAGAAAUUGGUAGAAGAGGCAAAAUUAUAUGGUAUUCAAGGUUUUUGUAAAGAUUUAUUGGAAGUUGCUGACAUUUUGGAAAAGGCAACAGCAAGUGUCCCAAAAGAGGAAAUAAAGGAAGAAAACCCUCAUUUGAAGAACUUAUAUGAGGGUCUUGUCAUGACUGAAGUCCAGAUUCAAAAAGUGUUCAAAAAGCAUGGUUUGCUCAAACUAGAUCCUGUUGGUACCAAAUUUGAUCCCUAUGAACAUGAAGCCUUGUUCCAUACUCCAGUAGAGGGGAAGGAGCCUGGCACCAUUGCACUGGUAACCAAAGUUGGGUAUAAGCUACAUGGGCGAACCUUGAGACCUGCUUUGGUGGGCGUUGUUAAAGAACCGUAACAGUCUAACUUUCUGAUUCUUCCCCACACUCAAAUGCCAUACAGCUAUUAAAUGGAUAUUUUUUCCUUCAAACACUUCACAUUUCCCCACUCUUCAUGGAAGGCCUAAAGUAACCAGUGGCUCAACAGAAAACUCACUCAGUCUUGAAAUUGCAUUAUUUAAUGAACUGAAUAAUUUGGAAAGUCUGCAAACUGAUUUUAGUAUUGCAUAUUUAAAGAACAGGCCUCUGAGGCACUCUUGUACUUGUAUAGUAUCUUGAAUAAUGUUUUAUCUGUUAAUAACCCUGGCUACUUAAAAGGUAUGUUCAGUGAAUAAAGUGUCUUCAGGAAUUCUACAGUGCGACUCUCCAGACAGAUUUAUGGGUUCGUUUGUUGUUUUUUUACUUCUUUUAUCAUCCUGGAAUUUUGGGGCGGAGUUUUGUACCAUGAAAAUGUUAUGAGAAAAGCUCCUUGAAAUUUAUAAAAAUGACUAGAUGAAACCAACAGAUUUCCUCUCUGCAACAAAUUUUAUACUAAUUUUUGAGAGAGAAAUGUGCUUCAGUUUCUUGUUUAUAUUGCUGUCUUGUUGCCAAAAAUUUUGGUGGGCUUCUAGCUUUUCCUUGGGAUACACUGGUAUGUAUACAGUGCUCUUUAUUCUGAACCAUUAUGUGAACUUCAAAAAGAAGCUAAAUAUUUAAGUAAUAUCUAAGUACUAUAUAUGAUCCAACUAUCACUAAUAAUUUUCCUAAGUUUUGGAUUUUAUUUCAGACCUUUAGAUGAUAAACCAUUUUUAGUAGUCCUUUUCAUUUUUACAGCUGUCAUUUUGCCAGUUAGGCAAUUUGAUUUGGUCCUCAAAAUCUGGAAAACUUUGCAGCCUUUUGGAGUGUUACAUUUAAAAGUAGAAGUAUGUUGAAAUCAGUGUCUGAAAUAAUCUCAACAAAUGUAUUUAACUUUACAUUCCUUAGUAAGCUCUACUUUCCCAGAGUUUAGGAACCAAGUACUGGGUGUGCUUUUUAAAACAUUGUUUGAAUUUAUUAUUUAAAAGGAUUAAAGCCCUAAUUUGUGCUAA